GACGUGUCUCGUGCUUUUCUGAGGGAACUAAACUGGCUGAGGUGUUUUUCGAAAGGGGGGCGGAGAAAGAAGCGGGUCAUGAAUAUUCAGGAGUGGGCGAUGAAAGAAGGCUCGUGAAUAUUCAUGAGGAGGCAGAGAAAAAAAAAAAGGCUUUGGUCGCCAGAGCCCUUGUGCUUUGGCCCGGGAUGGCAGCAGCCAUGGCACUCUCUGCGCGACGCUGCGCCUGGAUGCUCCACAAAGGCGUGCGGCGGCUGCACACAGUGUAUCAAGCGGUAGACCUGCCAGAGACCCACCUGAUGCUGCGCCAGACCUGCCGAGACUUUGCCGAAAAGGAGCUGGCUCCCAUUGCGGCCCAGCUGGAUCGGGAGCACCGCUUCCCAGCCGAACAGGUGAAGAAGAUGGGGAGUUUGGGGCUCCUGGCGAUGGAUGUCCCGGAGACAUAUGGAGGAGCUGGGCUUGAUUACUUGGCCUAUUCCAUCGCUGUGGAAGAGAUCAGCCGAGGCUGUGCCUCCACCGGUGUCAUCAUGAGUGUCAACAAUACCCUCUAUUUAGGACCGGUGUUGAAGUAUGGGUCUGAAGAACAGAAGCACAAGUGGAUCACUCCCUUCACUAAUGGGGACAAAAUUGGAUGCUUUGCCCUCAGUGAACCAGGCAAUGGCAGCGACGCAGGAGCGGCUUCCACGGUGGCACGGCUUGUUGGCGACGAAUGGGUCUUGAACGGGACCAAAGCCUGGAUCACCAACGCCUGGGAUGCUGCUGCGACGGUUGUGUUUGCCACUACGGACAAGGGCCUGAAACACAAGGGCAUCAGUGCCUUCCUUGUGCCCAUGCCAACCCCCGGCUUGUCUCUGGGAAAGAAGGAAGACAAGAUGGGCAUCAGAGCCUCCUCCACGGCUAACCUGAUCUUUGAAGACUGCCGCAUCCCCAAGGACAACCUCCUGGGAGAGGAAGGCAUGGGCUUCAAGAUUGCUAUGCAAACCCUGGACUCUGGUCGGAUUGGCAUUGCCUCCCAGGCCUUAGGAAUAGCCCAGGCAGCGCUGGACUGUGCGGUGGAUUACGCCGAGAAGAGGAUGGCCUUUGGAGCGCCCAUCACCAAGUUCCAGGCAAUUCAGUUUAAGCUGGCCGAUAUGGCCCUGGCCCUGGAGAGUGCCCGCCUGCUGACCUGGAGGGCGGCCAUGUUGAAGGACAACGGGAAGUCCUACACCAAGGAAGCGGCCAUGGCCAAGCUGUCUGCCUCCGAAGCGGCCACUUCCAUUUCUCACCAGGCGAUCCAGAUCCUGGGUGGGAUGGGCUACGUGACCGAGAUGCCCGCAGAGCGCCACUACCGGGACGCCCGGAUCACCGAGAUCUACGAAGGAACCAGCGAGAUCCAGAGGUUGGUCAUUGCAGGGCAGCUGCUGAAGGCGUAUCGAGGUUGAACCGGAGACUCCUCUUCUCUGCCGGUUUGUGCAAGAAGCAAGAGGGACUCUGGCUCAGAGACCCUUGGGCGCCUGACCAAGUCCAGUGGCCAAAGCUGUGGCAGAGCAGACAUACCUUGUGCUCACUCAAGAAGAAAGUUACCAGUCCACCAGCGGGAGCCCCCAGCAGGUGAUCUCAGGUAAACUGGCACGACGACACACGCCCAACAGCCAGAGAGAGGGGAGACUGGCCCUGCAGGGCGGGCACCAUUGCCUGGUCAGUCACAGCCAUGUUCCUCCUGGGCUGCCUUUGUACAAGUGCCUUAGCCCAUCCAAUGCAGAAUACACUACCCCAUGUUUGAUUCUA
Anolis carolinensis (green anole) is the source of this 1764-nucleotide messenger RNA. RefSeq names its product acyl-CoA dehydrogenase short chain (gene acads). The coding region runs from base 186 to 1418 and encodes 410 amino acids. Gene Ontology annotation, molecular function: flavin adenine dinucleotide binding. The transcript has 10 exons. The record is from RefSeq and is a predicted model, not a curated record. Gene Ontology annotation, biological process: fatty acid beta-oxidation using acyl-CoA dehydrogenase; butyrate catabolic process. Gene Ontology annotation, cellular component: mitochondrion. Lineage: Eukaryota; Metazoa; Chordata; Lepidosauria; Squamata; Anolidae.